AUGGACACACCGACCAUCGAGUUGUCCUACAGAAAGAAACUUAGCCGGUUGAGCAGCAGCUCCUUGAUAUCCACUCCUAGACGCCGCUUCAGGAGUGCGGCAUCAGCGGCCAGGUUCACCAUCUUCAGGGCCAACAGAGCUGGCAAGCUGCGCGCUAAGUCCUUCGCUAAGAAAGAGAAGAAGGCUACACAGACACUUGCCAUUGUAUUAGGAGUUUUCCUCUUCUGCUGGGCGCCAUUCUUCACCUGCUCCGUCCUUGACGCUAUGUGCUCCAAGUUUGGCCUUCCAUACUCCCCUGGAGUUACGGUGUUCAUUCUUACCACGUGGUUGGGCUACAUCAACUCUUUCCUGAAUCCAGUCAUCUACACUAUCUUCAACCCUGAAUUCCGAAAGGCAUUUAGGAAGAUACUACAUUGCGGCACCUAG
This is a messenger RNA of Arctia plantaginis, 426 nucleotides long. NCBI's taxonomy places the organism in Eukaryota, Metazoa, Arthropoda, Insecta, Lepidoptera, Erebidae. The record is from the annotation of a GenBank genome assembly.